Micropterus dolomieu (smallmouth bass) is the source of this 1292-nucleotide messenger RNA. Its product is annotated as microfibril-associated glycoprotein 4-like. Gene Ontology annotation, biological process: elastic fiber assembly. The record is from RefSeq and is a predicted model, not a curated record. The coding region runs from base 1 to 807 and encodes 268 amino acids. Lineage: Eukaryota; Metazoa; Chordata; Actinopteri; Centrarchiformes; Centrarchidae. The transcript has 6 exons.
AUGGUCCAACUACAAGAAUGCAAUGACCCCACCUGGCCCUGCCAGAAGGAGAUGACAUUGUAUUUCCCGAGUUUGUCCAACCCCAAGUUGCUGGUAUCAGUCGUCUUCCUCCUCCUGGCUCCUCUGUCGACCAGCUGCAAGCCCCUCGUCCUCCCACUGGACUGCAGUGACAUCUUUAACAAUGACAACCAUCAACCCAGUGGAGUGUACACCAUCUAUCCCAUUGGAGCCACUUCUGCUGUCCAGGUGUACUGUGACAUGGACUCACAAGGAGGACGGUGGAUGGUGUUCCAGAGGAGGAUGGACGGCACCGUGAACUUCUACAGGGGCUGGGAUCAGUACAAGCUGGGCUUUGGUAGCGCUGCUGGAGAGUACUGGCUCGGUCUUGAGACUCUCUUCCACCUGACUCUGAGGAAGAAGUAUGAGCUGCUGGUCGACAUGGAGGACUUCAGUGGAAACAAAGCGUUCGCUCGUUACUCCUCGUUCUCCAUCGACCCAGAGUCCUACGGAUACAGACUGCAUGUAUCUGGAUUCACUGAUGGAGGGGCAGGAGACGCUAUGAUUUUUCACAACGGACAGAAGUUCACCACCUUUGACAAAGACCAGGACCCCUGCUCAACUGGCAACUGUGCCAGAACAUACCUGGGGGCGUUCUGGUACGCCAUCGGUCACUAUACAAACCCCAACGGGGUUUAUCGUUGGGGGGCAGAUGGCACUCUCUUUGCUGUUGGAGUGAGCUGGAACCCUUUUAAGGGUAAUGACUACUCCCUGAAGACCAUCAGCAUGAAGAUCCGUCCUGUGCAGUAGUUCUCCAGGACCAACGUACAGCAGAAUAUCAGCAGCUGAUCUCUCUCACUUAUCUAGAACAUAAUUUCACAAGAUGUUUAGAUGGAAACAGCAUUAACACAAUUUAUAGAGGGGGAAAAGAUAAAGAAUAAAAGCAUGCGUGUCUUUCUCUGUGGAUUUUCAAAAAUUAAAGCUUCCUCAGAAAAGCCAGUCAAAAUGUAAAAUGGACAUCGAUAGUUGAUGUGAAUAUUUCCAGUUAAAAUGAGACUUUGUUUGUGUGUGUGAGCAGCUGCUGGCUGGAAAGUCUUCAGUCAAACAGCUGUUGGUGUAGAGAAAUGAGUCUCUGCUGGUUCAGAUGUUACCUUCAGUCUGCUGGCUGCAACUAAACACACUCAGCUUUAAAGUCAAACUCACUAGUUUCAACACAACGUUUGGUGGAGGUUUGAAACCCUAAUGUGAAUCAUUAUCUGCUGUACGCUGACAAUAAAUGAGAAGCUGAGCAUGAA